ACCACUUCAGCCCUCCUACCGCAUCCCCAUCCCAUCCCAUCCCAUCCCCAUCACAUCCCAACCCCAGUGGCCAUCCACAAACCGCCGCCGUCCAUUUACCGGCUCAGCUCUCAUACAUACCGACCACCAUACCGUAUCGACAUCCUCUCACACGCGGUACAUACCUUAUUCGCACGUCCUUUCGGGUGAUAGCCAUGGUUGCUGGCCUAUCAUCGCCCGAUUAACGCGAUGUACGCACCUGCUUACGGCUAUGGCCCGGGGAACACGUCUGCACAAGCACAAGGACCCUUCAAUCCCAAUUCAUCUCUUCCCAAUAAUCCCAAUGGUGUCCCUCCACAACAGCAGCAGAACCAGCAGCCCCAUGCCCCUCUCUCCCACCACCACCUCCACCAGCAGCAGCAGCAGCAGCAGCACCAUCCGCAGAUGUAUAAUCCACAGGCCCAGCACGCUCAAGCUCAGGCUCAGGCCCAGGCUCAAGCUCAGCAAUAUGCCGCCGUUGGACACUCGUCUCCCUACGGCGGCGCGCCUGGUCCCAGCAUGGGCGGAAAUGCAGGUGCUAUGGGAAUGAUGCAGCAGAAUAACGGUAUGGCGCAGAUGCCCGCUUCCCACGUAUCUACCUAUCAAACCCCAUAUUCGAGCUCUCCUUACGGAGGAAAUAUCCCAACGUCAACUGGCGCGAACAUGCCUCCGAAUUUCAUGCCCACAGCCUCGAAUGCGCCGUCCUUCCCUAUGAAUGCUCCAAGCAUGAACCCACAACAUCAGGCUCAGCGCAUGCAACCACCUCCUAAUUCCUCUACACCUACACAACCAGGCCAGAGAGCAUCACCAUUUCCUGGUGUCCAGCAUAAUACCCCUCCGAAUGCCGGACAAGUGCAGUCACAAUUCUCGACACCUCAAAGCAACAAUCAGACACAUUUACAAACUCCAAAUCAUAAUCAACAAGCUCAAGGACAAGCAGUACUAACCCCACAAACACCAAACUUCCCGCCAGGAGCAAGUAGUGGUGGACCAGUUGCAACACCUUUAAGUCCAGGAUCGGAGUCGCGUGAGAAGGAGAGAGUCACCUUAUUAUUAGAGAUCAACAAUGGAUUACUGAAAGAAGUUAUGCGCGUCCAAGCAAUCCAAGCUGAGGUGAAGAAAGACGAGGCGGCUGCGGCAGCGGCAUCUCCCGACGGAGCAGACAAAGAAAAAGCGGAGAAGGAGAAGGCUGAAAAACUAAAGACACCGUCCAGGGAAUACGUAGAAUGCAUGCGCCGACUACAGUCAAACCUAGCCUACCUCGCAGCGAUUGCUGACCGCUCCCACAAACCAUCCUCACAAAUCCCUCCCCACCCCGCAAUCAUGAGCGCGCCGCCUCUCUCCCCCAAAUCAACCUCAUCCCCUUUGUCGGAAACCAAAAAAGAAGAGUCGGAAGACAGCAAAAAGCCAGACGAAUCACCAUCAGAAGACCACUCCGAAAUCCUCAAAGACCUGUACAAGAAACUGCAAGCCCUCUUCCCAGGCGUCGACCCCAAGAAAGAACCACCGAUCCCAGCAGCAAACCAGACUGCGCGAGCAGCCGCAGCACAGCAGCAGGGUAAUAAGCCAGCAGGGGAUCUGAACGCGCAGCAGAAGAUGCAGAAUGAUAUGUUGCGGCAGAAGAUGAUGCAGGCGCAGCAGAAUCAACAGCAGCAGAUGAAUAUGCAACAGCAGCAACAGGGACAGGUGCAAAGUCGGUAGUAGUCAAACUUAGCUUUUGAGGCGGAUAUAUAAAAUCUGGAGUUGUUGGAUAUUAUAGGAGUCGGCUGGCUGGGUUACUUUGCAUAGGUUUGUUGGGUGGAUGGACGGGGUUGGGCGCUUUGCCGUCGUUGUCAUUGUCUUUUAUUUGUGUGGUAUACCAGUUCGUUGAUUUAAGGUGGUGGUGUAUGAUGAGUUGGGUUUGGAAAAUGAAUGAAUGAAUGAGGGAGAGCUUUCCUCGAUGUUUUGAAUGUGUGGUUUUGUUUUAUUGUUUGGAUUCAGUCCGUGACGUUGAAAGUGUAAAAUUCUCU
This is a messenger RNA of Mollisia scopiformis, 2027 nucleotides long. RefSeq lists its product as uncharacterized. The record is from RefSeq and is a predicted model, not a curated record. Lineage: Eukaryota; Fungi; Ascomycota; Leotiomycetes; Helotiales; Mollisiaceae. Bases 229 to 1719 code for a protein of 496 amino acids. The transcript is spliced from 3 exons.